AUGGGAGGUAGUCGUAAAACCACUUUGGCCAAAGAGCUCUUCAAUAGAAUCUUUUCGUCCUUCGACAGAUGUAGUUUUGUUUCUGACGUGCGAGAUGCAGCAUGCAGAAAGCUUCUUAAAGACCUCGGUGCUGAUCAUCUGUCAUUCGACAGUGUAGAUGAAGGACUUGACAGCUCACAUGCCAGGCAGCUAUUCUGCUGGCAUGCUUUCAUGCAACCCUGUCCACCCGCUGAAUUGGAAACUCUGGUUGAAGAGUUCUUGAAGGCUUGCAAUGGUUUGCCUCUGUCACUGAAGCUAUUGGGGGCACAGUUAUACGGCAGAAAGUCCAAAGUUUACUGGGAAUCCCAGUUAGAUAAAAUCUCAAGAAUUUUGCCUGGCGAUAUCAGAAAAAGGCUACAUGUUAGUUACGAUGUUUUAGAUGAAGAAGAAAAAGAGAUGUUCUUGGAUGUUGAAAGAAAUAUAAAAUUCGAAAACAAAUAA
Messenger RNA from Cryptomeria japonica (Japanese cedar), 480 nucleotides. RefSeq names its product putative disease resistance protein At4g11170. Gene Ontology annotation, biological process: defense response. NCBI's taxonomy places the organism in Eukaryota, Viridiplantae, Streptophyta, Pinopsida, Cupressales, Cupressaceae. The transcript has 2 exons. Gene Ontology annotation, molecular function: ADP binding. The coding region runs from base 1 to 480 and encodes 159 amino acids. The record is from RefSeq and is a predicted model, not a curated record.